AUGCGUUUCGCUCUUGUUACCCUUUUAUGCUGUGCUGUUGUCACUGCGCUUACUGGAGAAGAAACUCCAGAGAAGUGGGGUGGGCCAAGGAGUGGAGACAAAAUUUCCUACGGAGGUCAUAAUUUUGAUAAUGGGGAUGGUGGUGAUAUUGGAGACAUUGGGGUUGGGGUUGGGGGUGGAGGCAGUGGGGGUGGUUGCAAUACGGCCGCUUGUGACGCUAAGUGUCGGAAACAAGGUCACCCAUCAGGCUACUGCGACAACGGUAGUGGAUCUCCUAAUUUACCUGGACUUAACCUUGGACAAACGACGCCGUAG
Molecule: messenger RNA, 315 nt
Organism: Penicillium waksmanii
Lineage: Eukaryota; Fungi; Ascomycota; Eurotiomycetes; Eurotiales; Aspergillaceae
Exons: 2
Coding region: 1-315 (104 amino acids)
Source: RefSeq, a predicted model, not a curated record